AAAAAAAGGUUAAUUUCUGAGUCAGCAACAGGUAAAUACAGGACAGGUGGGUGGGAUUGAGGUGUGCUCUGGAGCAUAAAUAGAGGCUCAGACAGCGCCGGCACAGUCUGAAGCUCGGACCGCAUCCUGGCAGCCUUGCACCAGGAAGGUGAGUGGGGAAAUACAGAUUUGCCAUGGAGAAGAUAUCAGUAUCAGCAUUCUUGCUGCUUGUAGCCCUCUCUUAUAGUCUAGCCAAAGAUACUACAGUCAAACCUGGAGCUAAAAAGGACACAAAGGACUCUCGACCCAAACUGCCACAGACUCUCUCCAGAGGUUGGGGUGAUCAACUCAUCUGGACUCAGACAUACGAAGAAGCUUUAUACAAAUCUAAGACAAGCAACAAACCCUUGAUGAUUAUUCAUCACUUGGAUGAAUGCCCACACAGUCAAGCUUUAAAGAAAGUGUUUGCUGAAAACAAAGAAAUCCAGAAACUGGCAGAGCAGUUUGUCCUCCUCAACCUAGUGUAUGAAACAACCGACAAGCACCUUUCUCCUGAUGGCCAGUAUGUACCCAGGAUCAUGUUUGUUGACCCAUCCCUGACUGUGAGGGCUGACAUCACUGGAAGAUACUCAAAUCGUCUCUAUGCUUAUGAGCCUUCAGAUUCAUCACUAUUGCUUGACAACAUGAAGAAAGCUCUCAAGUUGCUGAAGACAGAAUUGUAA
This is a messenger RNA of Chrysochloris asiatica (Cape golden mole), 701 nucleotides long. RefSeq names its product anterior gradient 2 (gene AGR2). Lineage: Eukaryota; Metazoa; Chordata; Mammalia; Afrosoricida; Chrysochloridae. Gene Ontology annotation, molecular function: dystroglycan binding. The coding region runs from base 174 to 701 and encodes 175 amino acids. The transcript is spliced from 8 exons. The record is from RefSeq and is a predicted model, not a curated record. Gene Ontology annotation, cellular component: endoplasmic reticulum.